AUGCUGGUCUGGGGCAAGGUUGUGAACAUGCUGGUCUGGGGCAAGGUUGUGAACAUGCUGGUCUGGGGCAAGGUUGUGAACAUGCUGGUCUGGGGCAAGGUUGUGAACAUGCUGGUCUGGGGCAAGGUUGUGAACAUGCUGGUCUGGGGCAAGGUUGUGAACAUGCUGGUCUGGGGCAAGGUUGUGAACAUGCUGGUCUGGGGCAAGGUUGUGAACAUGCUGGUCUGGGCAGAGGAGAUAAAGGAGUAUCAGGAAAGGGAACAGUAGUUCAUGGAAGACAAAAAAAGGAAGAAAGAAGACAAAAGGAAAAGGGAAGCCUCUCAGAAGGUUGCAGAGCAAAAAAACAAAGUGCCAGAAUUGACCAAGCCCUCGUCCACCCAGUCUCCUGCCGCCCCCAGCUCUGCUUCCCCCAGCCCUGGACCCACCCCCUCGGCGUCCCCCUCCCCUGCCACCGCGGCUGCAGGCGUCGCCCCCCCCCAGGGUGGGAACAAUGCGAAGCGGCCGGCGGUGGCCAACGGACAGCCCCCCGCAGCAGGCACCCAGGCCUCCCAGCGCUACAUGCCCCGCGAAGUGCCCCCGCGAUUCCGCUGCCAGCAAGACCACAAAGUGCUACUGAAGAGGGGCCAGCCGCCGCUGUCCUCCAUGCUACUGGGGGGAGGCACCGGAGGAGGGGGAGACUGCCCCAAUGCAACCAUGGCUGCUGCCUCAGAUUCUAGUCCAGGCUAUGUGGGUCCAGCUGCACCCUCACUGCCCCUCACCUCAUCCUCCUCAUCAAUCGCUGCUUCUUCUACUACUUCCAAUUAUGCAAAUUCCACGUGGGGGGUUGGCUCUGGCAGCCUGCCCUCCUCUCAGGGCAGGGAGAAGGUCAUCGUGGACGGCUCAGACCUGGAGGAAUGGCCUAGCAUUGCCGUUGGCGACGGGAAUGGAGCAGGAGGAGGUGAAGCUUCGGGGACAGGAAGUGGUAGUGCUUCGUCGGGUGAGGGCGGUGGUGGAGUGCCGAACAGCAGUGCCUCGCGGAAAGGUGGCGAUCCUGGCAGUCCCCCAUCACCCACUUCCUCGUUCUCAAUGCCCAAUGAAUGUAUGCUGUCCGUCAGUGUGGUGUGGGGAUCUGCUGCCUCACAGGGUCCUCCAGGGGCAUCAGUGCCCUCCAUUCCCAAAGCCUCCCCUCUGCCAAUGGGCCCUGAUGGAUCCCUUGGUGGCAGUGGGGUGAUCCCUGGUGCCAACUUCAACCCAAAUGCCAACCCUUCCGCCUGGCCUGCUCUGGUGCAGCAGGAUGGGGCUGGGGUAGCUUCCUCUGAGGGUGGCCCCCCCCCUUCCCUUCUCCAGAGCCUGGCGGGGUCUCUGUCUGCCCCGGGCCUGGGGAACCCACCUCUAGCUGUGAAUCAAUCCGCUCAUCAGCACCAACUUCACCAAAUGCAAUCCAGAGACAGAGAGCACACGUCGGAUGGGGGUUGGGGUGGAGCGGCACUGGAGACCGGAGCAGGACCAAAAAACGAGGGGACAGGGGUGGGAGCCGAUACAGACUGUGGGGGAGGAGGCAAUGGUGGAGAGAACCUCGCUGCCUCCCAAACCUCAUCCUCCUCUUGGGGAGGCCAGCCUUUCCCUGCUGCUAACUCCAAAACGGGUGCCUCAAGGACUGAUGGUUGGGAAGGGGGAGCUGCUGAGGGUGGUGGAGGCUCUGGGUGGAAGUACAGCGCUCAGGGGGGUAAUGGAGGGAAAUCCUGGGGUGCUGGAAGUGGGGGUAGCACUCAAACCCCCGGGGUAUCUCAGGGAGGGGGUGCAGGAGGGUCUUCAGUUGGAGACUGGGGAGGUAAUUCAGGUGGGAUGGGUGGAGGUGGAAAUCCAGGAGGGGAGGCUGGUGGUGUCGGAGGCCGCAGCAGUAGCAGCAGCAGCAGUGGGGGCAGCAACCCCCCUGCUGCCUCUUCCUCUCCGACAACAUCCACCACUACGACAAGAGCUUGGGACAAUCAGAAGGGGGACGGAGUGGCAGGGGGGACACAGGGGAGUGGGGGGGGGGCAAGGGUGGUAGAGGAGGUAAUUCAUCCAGCGGUGGGGGAAACUCCAGAGGCAGCGGCAAUCAGCACCACGGGUACGGUCACCACCGGUAUUCCCACCCCCCACCGCCCAACCCUGACGUGGCCUUACAGGCAAUGCUCAGCCGCAGUGACCUGGACCCACGCGUCCUCUCCAACACGGGCUGGGGCCAGACCCAGAUCAGACAGAACGUGGCCUGGGACCUACUCAGAAGUCGGUACGUGGGGUAGCUGGGACGAGGGCGCCCGAGGAGAUCCUGGGGGCAGGAGGUACGGGUGGGGGGCGGAGGAGGGGUGGGGGGACAUAGGAUGCACCAAACCCCACCAGGGGCGUUGGGGUGGAGGUGGGAAGAUGCACCCGUCACCGAUGCCAAACAGCCAGACGGCUUCUGUGAAAGGCGUCAUGGCACCGCAGCAACAUUCGCAGCCCCAGCAGCCCCCACCGCAACAAGUGCUGGAACCGGGAGGAGGAGGAGGAGGAGGAGGGGGCUGGGUGAGACAACCGGGUGCCCAGCACCAGAACCAAAGCAGUUCGGGCUGGAUUGCCGGACCCAUCCCCAGUGGCCCUGGGGGAGGGGAAGGACCAGAGUCCAGCGGGUGGGAGGAACCUUCACCGCAAUUCAUUAGCCGGAAGAUGGACAUUGACGAUGGGACAUCGGCUUGGGGAGACCCCAGCCAGUUUAAUAAGAAGACUGUCAACCUGUGGGAGAAGAAUGGCUCUCCUGCUGGUCAUCAGCCGGAAAUGCAGGGCCAGGGAGCAGGACCACCGACCCAACAGCUGCAGGGGCUACCAGCUCUACAGCAGCCUGGACCUGGGAGGCAGCCCACUGGGAUGGGAGGCAGGGAUAUCAACCCUGGGCCUGGAAGGCAGCCAAUUGGGAUGGGAGGCAGGGACAUCAACCCUGGGCCUGGGAGGCAGCCCACUGGGAUGGGAGGCAGGGACAUCAAAUCUGGGAAAGCUCCAGGGAUGGCUCCAUCGUCCGGCUGGGACGGUGGCUCUCCCUCAGACCCCCCGGUGGACAACGGCACUGCAGCCUGGGGGAAACCUACUGAGACCCCCACCGGCUGGGAAGAACCUGGGAAGACCACCUCUGGCUGGGGAAACCCCUCACCCAACCCCAUCAAAUCUGCAGGUUCAAAGUCUAUGCAAGAAGGAAGCUGGGGUGAGGGCGACCAGGGCUCUGUGGCGGCCUCUCGUCACUCCAGCUGGGAGGAAGAGGAGGAGGGAGGUGGAGGGGUGUGGAGCAGCGCUGGGUCCCAGGGUAGCAGCUCUUCCUACAACAGUGGGGGCUGGGGCCAAGGUCACGGGGGCAAGAAGCCCAACAAGGCUCCACUGAAGAGUGGAGGAGGAGACUCCUGGAUGAACCCCAUGAAUAAACAGUUCUCCAACAUGGGGCUCCUGGGUGAUGAUCCUAGCGGGCGACCUCUGGACCUGGCCCCUGGUCCUUCUCAGGAUAAGAAAAUGGAGGGAGAGAAGCGAGGGAUGGGCCUGAAUGACUACAAUGGAGAGAUGCGUAAAGGAGGGCAGAGAGGAGUGGGAGGAGGAGGCAUGGUCUACCGUUCACCUGGUUCCAAAGAGAUUGGGCCUGGCGACCCUGGGCCUUGUUAUGACAAGCAGUCCUUGCCGUUCACCAAUCAGGAUGGGUGCCUUGGGGAGGAGUACUCUCCACCCACUGUCUACAAACCCUCCCCCCUCUACAGCCACACUAUCCCCCCUAGACAAGGUGGUCAUAACAUGUUUGGCGGCUGUGGUGGUGGAAUGCCCCAGUCCAGACACCAGCCCGGUGUGCCACCCAUCAACACGUCCGCUGGGAUACGAGCGCAAGUGCCUCAUCAGUACCUGUCGCCUCAGGUGCCAGGUUCCAUGCUGAAGCAGGUGGCACCUCCCAGUGCUGGCGUGGGUGGAGUCGGGGGUGUGAGUGGGGUGGCGGGUGUAGGAGGGGGUGUGUUCCCCCCUCAGCUGUCCCCCCAGCACAUCGCCAUGUUGAGCGGCAUCUACCCCCCCCAUAUUCAGUUCCAGCUGGCCUGCCAGCUCCUCCUCCAGCAGCAGCAGAACCCCCAGCAGCUCACCUCACCACAGCAGCUACAACAGCUCCUACAGAACCAGAGAAAGUUCCCCCAGAACCUACGCCAGCAGGCCGACCCCCAACAGCUGGCCAGGAUCGUGGCUGUUCUCCAGCAGCAGAGGCAACAACAGGGUGUCGGAGGGGGCUCCAAACUAUCACCCUCUGACCUGGGAGGAGGAGGCCCCAAACUGUCUAUGACUGACUCCCUGCCCCAUCCAGGCAUGGGUGGCUCUGUGGACCUGCACCAGAAAACACAGGGCUACUCUGGCUAUGGUGGAGGAGUGAACCUGUCUGGUCUGGACAUGGGGGGCUCGGUGUUGGGAGGCCCAGGGGGGAUGAAGGACAUGGGGGGGCAGCAGUCCCGCUUCAAAUGGAUGAUGGAGGGUCACUCUCCUGCCCCCUCCCCUCCUGAGAGCCUCAACAAAAACGGUCCUAUGUCCACCCCUAUGAGAAGGGGGGGCUCUCCAUACUCCCAGUAUGACAUGAUGGGAGGGGAGGGGCUAGGCAUGCCCCUCCAGAGGGACAACUGGCACCGUACUCCUGGGAACAAGAUGGGCUCCAAGCCCCAGGGCCCAUCCAGCUGGCCUCCUGAGUUCCAGCCUGGCGUGCCCUGGAAGGGGAUCCAGAGCAUCGACCCCGAGUCUGACCCCUACAUGACCCCAGGGAGCAUGAUGGGAAUCCCUGGACCAUCCAGCCUCAAUGACACCGAGCACCAGUUGCUAAGAGACAACACAGAUGCCAACCCCUCCCUGAACACCUUGCUGCCUUCACCUGGUGCCUGGCCCUACAGUGCCUCAGACAGCCCCCUCAACAACGCACACAACUCAGCAAAGUACACAGAGUACAAGACCAGCUGGCCCCCUGAGCCCAUUGGACACAACAAGAUGUGGAAGACCAAUCGCAACCAACAGUCCCAGCAGCUGCCACGCCCACCCCCGGGACUCACCAAUCAGAAGCAGGCCUCACCGUCCCGUGGCCCGUGGCAGGCCCGUGGCUGGGGCAGCUCGAGCGGGAGCCAGGAAACCAGAUAUGGCCCUGGCUCUGCUUGGAGUGAUGGGGGGACCUCCAGAGGAAGCUGCUGGCUGGUGCUCUGCAAUCUCACUCCACAGAUCGACGGCUCCACCCUCCGUACCAUCUGUAUGCAGCAUGGCCCCCUGCUGACCUUUCACCUUGGCCUGACCCAGGGCAGCGCUCUGAUUCGCUACAGCACCCCACAGGAAGCUGCGAAGGCCCAGAGCGCACUACACAUGUGUGUACUGGGCAAUACCACCAUCUUGGCCAAGUUUGUGAGCGAGGAAGAGGUUGCUCGCUAUUUUGCACAUUCCCAGGCGGGAGGGGCCAGCGGAGGCCAGGGGGGGCCCACAGGGACAGGUGCAGUGGGGGCCAAUAGCAGCGGAGGGAGUGGAGAGAGGGAACGAGACAGAACCAGAGGAGGAGGAGAGAGCUCUGCCCCUGGAGGAGGCGGCAGCUCAGGGCCCAUCAGCUCUGGCUGGCAGAGUUUGGACAGUACAGGAGGCUGCCUGGAUACUACCCCUGCCCAGGGGCCCGGCCUGAGCAUGUUUGCCCAGUGGAGCAGCAACGGUGCUGGGGUGGUUGGGGGUGUGGAGCCCAGCAGACAGGGUUUGUGGGGAGGGAUGGGGGGUGGUGGGUACCCCAGCAGUAGUAUGUGGGGGUCCCCUGCCAUAGAGGAUCCACACCAGAUGGGGAGUCCUGCUGCUCUGCUGCCUGGAGACCUGCUAGGAGGAGGGGCUGAUUCCAUCUGAAUGACCACACCUAAUACAUGAACCUACACGUGAAGACAGUAUAAAUGUAUUUAUACUGUGUGUGUGUGUGUGUGUGUGUGUGUGUGCGUACACACCGAAUAAACAUACACUUACACGUUCUCACACACAUACAUACUUAAACACACACAGAUGAAAUGACACUAGUCACAAACAUGCAGAGCCUCUGACGUUAACUCUCACACAUUGUGUCAUUAAUAGACCGUGACAUGCCAACACUACUCAACAUACAUACAUACUUUUCCCUUAAAUGAAGACUUCAACAGCAAGACUUGAACAGACCAAGGUGGAAUCCGUUACUCACUCAUCUGGAUGACGACUCUUCACCCAUUAACCAGAACUCACUGAGUAUCCUGAGAUCCUAUCAUUCAGGCCCUGUAGAGAAACCAACAACGUGACAACACAUGGAGCUGUUCCUAUGUGAUGUGUAACACCUUAUUACAACACCCCUCUACUACACAAACCUGCAGGGUGACUUGUUUUCACAGCACCGGGCCUACAGUCCCUACCUACCUGGCCCAACCUUUUCUGACUCUUUCUCACCAGUUACACACUGCUAUGUCACUGCUAUGAUGUCUAAUGUAUCUUGUUGUAUGUUGGUUAAAUUGUGGAAAAAUCCAAGAUGUCCUUUCUCUCUUUAUAGUUUUUAUUUCAAAAUGCUGACCUCGUUAUGUUUUCUUACUCAAUCAAGUUGGUUCUUAUAAUGCCAUGCUGAUGAUGACUGAUCACUUGUUACUAGCUGUACAAGGUGCCCUCCUGCCUGCCUGUGGAACUGUGCAUGAGAGGAGUGACGGGAUGAUGGGAGGAGUAUGUGGGUGCGUUUCACAGCUAAGACGAGGUGACGCAACAACCAAUGUUUGCCUGCCACGUCAUUGACUGACAAAUUGUUAUAACAUGAAGUGGUUAGCUGAUACUUUGCCUGGAUAGGUAUUUUGAGUAAGAACUGUCAGGCAUCAGCAACGUCUAAGCAUAGGAACCGCCCUGUGUGUGUUGUUGCCAUGGUGAAUUCCUUUUGGCGAUGAGAACAUGAUUAACAAGCACGUGAUUGUGUGCUGGUGAUGUGUGAUAGAGAAAGUGUGUGUCUGAAAUGCUUUUCCCUUUCAGGGAGACAAAUGUUUGUGUGACUGCUUACAUCAGGUGUGUGUGUGUGGCUCGAAGUUCAACAACAUAGGCACUAAUGCAUAUUUCUCUUAAGUUGUGGUUUUAGCAGCAAAUUUUUUUUGGUCUGAAUUGCAAUAAGCUUUUUUUUCCAUUUAAAAAAAAAAAGCAACCAACUGAAGGCAUCCAUGUUAAGAUGCCAAAACCUACCAAACCAAGCAGAGCUGGAGCAGUGUUUUGCAAACACGUUAAAGUUACUAAUUGUAAAAUGUUUUGUGUAUCAAUUUAAAUUAAGGCGGCUUUAUCACUCCUGUUCAGGUUAUUUUAGUUUCUUUUUGGAUUUUUACAAAGGAGGACAUUUUAAUUUAAGCAAACAAGAACAAGACAAUAAAGGUUGUAUUAAA
Molecule: messenger RNA, 7382 nt
Organism: Oncorhynchus tshawytscha (Chinook salmon)
Lineage: Eukaryota; Metazoa; Chordata; Actinopteri; Salmoniformes; Salmonidae
Product: trinucleotide repeat-containing gene 6B protein
Exons: 23
Biological process (GO): positive regulation of nuclear-transcribed mRNA poly(A) tail shortening; miRNA-mediated post-transcriptional gene silencing
Cellular component (GO): nucleoplasm; P-body
Molecular function (GO): nucleic acid binding
Source: RefSeq, a predicted model, not a curated record